Lymnaea stagnalis (great pond snail) is the source of this 5991-nucleotide messenger RNA. Lineage: Eukaryota; Metazoa; Mollusca; Gastropoda; Lymnaeidae. The record is from the annotation of a GenBank genome assembly.
GGUUAUAAACAUGUCGAGGUAACUCGAUCAAGUCAACAAAUACAAAGUUUACUAUUACAACUGCUAAUUAAAUUCAAGAGCUAGACUUGUAAAUAAUGGUAGGCCUAAUAAUAGUAAAAAAAUUAUGAUACAUUUAUAAAUGUCAUGAAAAAUAUCAUGAAUUCUUAUUGCGACGUUUGUUUUUCAUGGAAAUACGAUAAGCCACCAGUAACUAUUACAAAAUUUAGUCAAACUGGCUUCGAGUCUGAGACUGAGGAAGAAAACAACACAGAAAGGUAACUUUUAUUCCUUUUAACUUUUUUAAAUAGUUAAUGUCUUUUAGUGAUGACGAAAUGAACCGCCCGUUGGGUUGGCUUAAAUGUAUGUUUUAUUAUACUUAAAAUUUGUACUCUUACUUAACUGCAAACUUUGACUUUGAUCUAUCUAACCAAUGACCAGGGAAUCAGUGAAUGAAUGAAUAUCAUGAGUUAAAUACAAAAUAUGAUUAAUGAAUGAAUUUUGAAUGUCUGCUGGCUGAUGGAAUGAGAAAAGGAAAAAUGGUUAGUUACGCAAGCCAUAAUAUUGCCAUUAAUUCCAUUAUCAUAAACGUCACAAUGCAUUAUUAUAAUUGUUAAAUAUAGACAAUCAGCCUCAGUGCAGCCAUCCUGGUUGUCAAGACCAGUGAAAGGUCACCCUACCCCUAAACCUAUACCAAAGCCUAACCUGAACCCUAAUAAAAUAAUCCCUAAACCUAACCUGAACCCUAAACCUAUUAAGUGAAAUAAACACAUAAAUGACAUCAUGGCAUGAAUUGUCUACUUUGGCUUUAGCAGCAGGCUUUAGCCUAAAAAUGUAUUGCGACCAUUUUUUUUAAAAAUUAGGAAAUUUAAAAUCAUUUUGGCUCAACAGUUGUUCACUGUUAAGUACUGCUGUCUAUAGGGAGAAAUUAAUCUCUUAUUUUAAGUUUAUGGCUCGUUCUAAACAGUACAUAACAAAAGAUGAUAACAAAUGAGAAUUAUAAAAGCAAAAGAAUACGACACUCAAAACAGGGCUAACUACAAUUAAUACGAUUUAUUAAGUUACUAAUAAAUUACAAAAGAAAAGAAAUAUAAUUAAAAUCAUUAACUUACAGAGUACUGUUUUGCUUGUACCGGUACACAGUUGAUGAUAAUACAAUGUGCCAAAAAAAAGAUAAAACAAUGAAUAAGAAUUCAUACAUAUAAGCAUUCAAAACUCUAGCAAGAAUAACACACUCUAAAAAUAACUAUCGCCUGUCAUCCGGUAAAGUAAAAAAUAUCUCUUGAUAAAAUGCUCCCCAAAAAUCAAUCUUGUCCCCUUUGUAUAGUCUGUUCAACUAGUGUAUCUAGCUAGAACUGCCUUAUGCAUUGUUUUCCUUUUCAGUUUUCUCCAGAUUUUUCUACAGAAAUCUGAUAGAUACAGUCUAUUAAUUUUAUUUAGGUCAAGAGACUAUUUUUAGCCAGCCAUACCUUAAAUGCGGUUUCGAGCUUGCUUGAAAAAACAAUUAUUUGUGGUUACACAGAGAAUUCUUCUGUCUGUGCGGUGUUCUUUUGAGUAAAAGUAUUAUUAUUGUGAAACUAAUUUAUAAUUAGGAUGAAUUUUAUAUUUUUCUAGUUGUUCCAUUCAUUUAUGCCUGAAAUAUCAGUUUUGUUUAAAAAUAAUCAAUUUUGAUUUUGUUUUCUUUCACUGUACUGGUUACAACUCACGCCUAACCAGGAUAAAUUGACAAAUGCCCCAAAGCCAGUUUUGUACUAGUAAAAACAGAACAAAUGGUCAUCUUAUCAUUAUUUAAAUAUGAUAUAAUAUGCCAUAUUUAUUAUUAUUAUAUAUUUAUGAAAUAGACUAAGAUUAGUGUUUCAUCUGUAGGUAUAUUAUUAAAAAGGGCAUUUAAUCACCAGUAUGAUAUUGAUAAAACUUUAGAGUAAUAUACUCAAAGUAGCUGGAGUUGUAAAUUUGUUUCCAACUCUGCAGUCAUUAUGAUGCCUAUGCACUAAAAUUUUUACUUAUUGGAAGAAUACUUUUGAUAAGUCUAUUCAUUACAAUUUUUAUAAACCUUCAUUCUAAAUGAGCAAUUUGACAGAAAUAAUGUGUUUCUUAAUGCCAAUUAAAAUCUCAGUUUCAAGCUUUGCUCUGAGGAUCAAAUUGAACUGAAAUAUCUUGGAGAGAGUCAAGAGUCAUUCCACUGCAUUUUAUACCUCAAUUGCCAAAAACCAGAAUUGGCAAGAAUAAAUGGUUUUUGCAUUAUCAGUGAAUCAAGAACCCUGGAAAUAUGCAAUGACACUGAUGGAUACUUGGUGACUGUCCAUGGAAAAUUAUUAGGGAAUGUUAGCUCAGAUCAGUUGCAUACACAGUUUUAUGAAUGCAGAUGCUCAUUUGAAGAUAGCUUCUCAAACAUCUCUGUUAAGGUGAGUAAACCACUUAUUGUUUAAGAGUAUAAUUAUAAUUUGAAUUAUAAAGUAUGUAGAUAUGUUCUUAAAAUAGUUGCUGUCAUUUAGGAUAUUGUUAUAUUGUACUAAGAUCAUUAACAUUAACAUGCAAGACAUUUACCUUAUUUUUCAGUUCCUCUCUCUUGGGAAGAGGACAUUUUUCAAGCUUCACUCCCUUGUGAUUUGCUUAUCUCAACCAUCUGAUGUACCCCUAGGUUUGCCAAGAGGGCCAUUUAGUAUGAGUAAACUUAAAAAAGAUAUUGACAAAAUGGGAGAGUCUGUGUCGGACAAGGCUAAAGACUUUCUUACAACUUUGGAACAGUAUGAACAAGUGAGAAUUUAAAAAAAUAAAAUUCUGAAUGUUUAAAAUCAGAAUAAGUGAAAAACGAUUUUAAAGUAUAGAUGGUUGUUUACAUUACUUUCUACCUUUCUAAUGAUCUUUAUUGAAAGCGGGGAAAAAAAAUUUGUUUGUGAGAUAAUAUAGUGGGCUAAAUUUACUGUUGCCACCACUGCUGAGUAGACCUAGUACUAGAGUGUUAGCUAGCGAGUUCAAUUUUUGAAAACACAAGGCAUAAUUCCUACAAAAAGUUGCAUGAUAUUUUACAGGAUAAUAGAUAUAAAUAUGAUAUUUAUGGACUGAUUGUCAGAAUUUCAGGUAAGUUGUUGCAGAAUUUGUGAAUUAAUGUACAUACUUUCUGCCAAGAGCCCCCCCCCCCCUUAUUUUAAAAAAUUAACCAACCCCUUUACUCCCUACAUACUAUAUGGAUGACUCUUUACUUGACUAAUGAAUCCAUUCAUGCCUCAGUCUAUAAAAAUUCAAGCACACUGUCAAAUGGUCAGGAAGGCAAAAAACAUAACCUUAGUGGCACAUUUAUUAAUUUAUACUUCAGAAAUUCAUACUGUUUUUUCUCAAAUGUCUUUACCUUGUAGCAUAGCCAAGAAACUAAUGCAGUUAGAAUAAUUUUGGUUUUUUAAUUUAAAAAAAAUUGUUAGACAUUUUGUGUAUGGUAAUUUAUAUUCAUUAAUAUUAGGCCUUAGUGUUUUCCUUUAAACCCCUUUAAAAAAAUCGCUUUAUUUUCUUUCUUUCUUGCUUUAAAGUUAUAAUGGAAAAUUCUAUGUUACAGUUGAUGACACUUAACUUUGCAUUCUUAACCAGAACAAGUUAAAGACACUCUCUGGUUUAAUGGCAGCUCAUCAAGAUAACGAACAACCACAAAAUCAACAAGGUCUUUCAGCCAUAAUGAGCAGUAUUCUUGGACCCAGUGCAGCAAUGUCACUACUGAAUGCCUCCAAUGGUCAUGAUGGGGUUAACAGCGGUAAAGAGAUGGACAUCUAUGAUAUGCUACAAGCGGUGUGCAGUAAUGUGGUAACCAUGAGGGCUACUGAUAACAACAAGUAAGUAUGAUAAAAUAAGUCUUACAUGGUCAAAUGAUAAAGGCUGUUUAAGUAGAUAGUAGUGUCUGUGAUAAGUUUAUUCAUUGGUGUAGUUAUAGGUGGUGCCACCUGGGGGCAGACCAAGCUUUUUUGCGGUCGCUCUCCCUGAAAAAACUGAGCAUUUGGUUCAAAAUGAUGCCUCUUAAUAUAAAGAAAAACAUGCCCCCCCCCCUCCCCCUCUGCAACCCCUUCCUACGCCAUUGAGUUCCUCUAAUGAAGUUUAUAAAAAGCUCAAAAAUUAAGAACACAUCCUCAAUUACUAACAGUCAAUUUAGAUGAGAUAAUUCUGGUUGAAUUUCAGAGCAAGCAUUGUAAAUAAUGCCCAAAACCCUUUUUUAAAAUUAAUGUUAAUUCAAAAUAGUAAAUCAAAGACACAAUGGGUUAGAAACUAUCAGUUUUGUUAUAACCAGGAUGGGCUGAAAACAGACGUAGAUAAACAUUAAUCUAGUUCUAAAGCCUUUUAAGGAGAUAUUAAAUGCCACAUAUUAUCUUUGUUGUAUAGUUAUUUUGUUUUUACUGUUGUUUAUAUGCUGAUAUGUUCUUUGUUUUGUCAUGUCUUUUUGUUUCAGGUUUUCCUAUACUUAGUUUCGCUCCAUUUCCAUAGUUAUUGUAGAUUUUAACUAGUUUUAGAAGUCCUAUAAUUGUUCAUAUGAAAAAUUACCUUUUUUUUCUUGAUACGGUACCAUAAUAAUUUAGAAAAGCUACAAACCCAUGACUUUAUUUGAAACACACAACAUAAUAAUCAUUGCUGUUAAAAAAAAUGUAAUGCUAAAAUUGUAUACUUCCAAUUAUAAUACUAAAAGAAACUAAUAUGCAUGUUGAACACUAGAUUCAGUUUGUAUUAUUUUUAAUUUCCUUUUUAAAUCUUAUUUCUUGUUAUUUUUCAGAAAUGCGUCAGUUUCCCCUGAUUCAGGAGCAGCCAGUUUCACAGGGGUUCUUAGCUCUGACACUGAAGAGGUGGACCAUGUAAAAGAUCAGUCAGAGCUUUUGGAGAUAGUUGAUGAAAAAAUAAGUCAAGUCCGUACAGAACUUCAAGCGAGUAUACUGGAGACAAAACAAGAGAUGGCUGAGAAAAUAGAUGCAACAAAAAAUGAACUGAACCAGAAACUGGAUUUGAUACUAAAAUUGUUGGGAAACAGUCAAGGUCUUGUAGGAGACAGCUAACUUCAAUUAAAAUAGAUUUUUUCCCCCUUGUUUCUAACAAGCAAAAACUUUUUGGACCAGAUGUGUCUUUAGAAAAAAUGCAAUUUUAAAGAUGACCUUUAAGAUUGAUUAUUUACUAAUGUAUGUAUCAAUAUAAAUACACAAUGAAUCUUAACCGUCAUCUUAAGAACUCUUAUAUUUAUAAACAGAGUCAAAAAAUAAUUCAAAGUACCCUAUAAUAAAAAAUUAAAUAGUAAACAAAGAACACAAUUUUAUUGCUGUUGAAAAAUUUGCAUAAGACUCGAGCCUGCUACACUACCCAUCUUACAAUGUUGUCAGGAAAAAUAGCAAAAUAUAAUUUUAAACAUGUAGAAAUUAUUUAAAAUAAUUUCACACUGUGACAUUUAAAAUGUGACAACUUUUAUGAAAACAAUAUUGUGUUCAAAACAGUGGCCAUGAUUGAGCAGCUUGCUUUGUCUAUGGGUUUUCCUUGAAUUUUCACUUCAACCAGGUUGAGAAGUUCUUGCUUAUAUUUUAUAUAAAAGGCCACUUAACCAUCAACAUUAACUUUUUACUACUGUACUCAUGAAAUUUGCUUUGAACUGGUUGGAUCUCUUAACUUAACUGCAAUAAAACCAAAUGAACUGCUCUCUGAGAAUCUGAGUCUACUGGCAUCACUGGUUACAUACAUACACUUUGAGACUUUUAAUUUUAAGGAAAUUUUCAAGAAUAGUAAUACCAUCAAAAAGUGUUUAGUCCUCAAUAGCCAACUACUGGUCAUUUAUUAGUGUUAAGGAUUCUAUGAAUCCCUAUUAAUACUAUUAUUAAUAGUCAUAAACCAGUCUAUUAACCCACACUAUGAAUAAAUUUUCAGGCUGUAGCAAUAAAACACAUGAUAAUACUGUCAAUUGAAAGAUGUACAUGCUUUGCCAUCAGUAAGUAUUUAUCGUUGGAUUUGAUAAUACUGGUGGUAAUUUUUGCUUUAUGGGGG